AUGGUUAUUGACUUGGAACCGAAAAAGGAAAUCGUAGAACAGAAUGACGCCAAUGGAGAAAUGGAGUCUUGCGCAAUACCUGGCUUAACGAUGGCGACAGUUAAGGUCAGAGAUGAAGGCCUGAAUGAAGCGCCAGCUUUUAUCCCAACAGGUCCAACAUUCCCAACUAGAAAACGUCGUCCAGUGAGGCACAAUAUCACAAUGCAAGCAAUGAUGCGUUACAGGGUGCCUUUCUUCAAAAGAUUCAUGCCAAUCAUGCUACCAAUGUAUCCGCUGCUGGAGGAGAAAGUCAAAUGGGAUGUAUAUGGAGAGAAAUAUCGGCCUGAGGAUUACACUGUAUCCAAAUUGCGGGUGCAUCUCCCCGUACCUCAGGAGAUUAUCAAAGAAGCCGAUGACCCGACAGCUAACAUGGCUCUGCCAUUGGUAGACGAUGCGCCAACCAAAUGUAUCACAGUCAUAGAGAAGAUUGAGGUGUCUUGUAACGUUGAGUACAUUGAGUUUGAGGGCAGAUCAGAUGGAGAGUCGGGUCAUAUAUUUGCUCCAUCGGUUGGUGAAACUGUAGAUGCUACAGUAGCUUCCCAUAUUUACCGAAUACUUUUGAAUGAUGAGCUGUUUGAAAGCUUGGAAUUUAUCAAGGUCAAAGAUGCCGAUCUGGCAUGGAUUGAUGCUCAAAUCACUGCACGACCAUCUGAAGUUGGUGUGGAGAGAGAAGAUGGCAUGGAGGUUGAUGAGCAAGCAGCAGAUGCUCACCUAACCGAGCAACACAUAGAUAAAUGUAUGUUGAGUGCGCUCAGCGGUGAAGCACCGUUCCGAGAUGUCGUUUAUGUGAACGAUCCGAAGUUAUCCGAAAUGAAGCAACUACUGCUUAACAUGGGUUUCUCAGCGGAAUUUUCUUCUGGAGUUUUGUACAUAGGAGGUAUCGUUUUCAUAUAUUAUAGUAUUAUGCUUAGGUUUCUUAAGGGUUAAGC
This is a messenger RNA of Strongylus vulgaris, 968 nucleotides long. NCBI's taxonomy places the organism in Eukaryota, Metazoa, Nematoda, Chromadorea, Rhabditida, Strongylidae. The record is from the annotation of a GenBank genome assembly.